UUUGGUUGCCCGUUGAUAAAAGAGCAUUGCUUUCUUAAUCGUUGUUUAACAUUCUCCCCGUGGUGCUUCUCGUAACGUAGAAUACAUACAAUCACUAUUGGGACUUGUUCAGUGGGUAAAUCGGCUUAUUAAACUGGACUUGUGGAUAUUUAGCUAGCACAAUACAUGCAUGGAUAUGAACAUGGUAAUGAUUAUGAACCCGUGAUCAUGUCAUGUUGUCAAAGUUGUCUCCAAUUUGCACUCACCCGCGAUGUUUUACCAUGGACAUGGUUUUACCAAGGAGAUUUCAUUCGACAGGCCAGGGCAAUUUGAGCUAAUACGAGACCAGAAUAAACCGAAGUGUGACUUGUUUGGGCUGUGUUCUUGAUCUUGUCAUUCAUGUUUAGUAUUACCCUUGAUAUUCACCAAUAAUGGCUGAAGAUAACGCGAUGUUCGGAGAUAACGGAGUUUGAACUUUGGAAUUUGAUUCAAACGGUUUGCAGUUUAAUUCGGUCAUUUAGUGCCAUUAUUACCAUUAUUAUAACCGCCCGAAUGUGAAGUCUGGUCACUUUUUGACGCUUAUGCGAUCAUUUGCUUCUGACUCGGUCAUAAAAUGAGCACUAUGCUUGAAUAAUUUAUAUAUCGCAUCUCAUGGUACUUGAAAUAAAUGACAAUUAUCAUUGCUUUUCCACAAACGGAGCCUUUUUUCUGAAAAACCUUGCGCGUCAUUUCUACAAAGUUCUCUUGGAGCAGACGAUAUCCCUUCAUCUGAUUUUGGCGGGAGCCCUGCAUGGAUAAAUUCAUGACAUACUCCGUGGCUGUGGGUGGGCAGAGGAGAUACAAGAUCGUGAAUCAAAGACACUGGAAUGUGUUUUUCAAAAGGUGACAUCCUCACUGGACAUUUUAAGUGAAGAAAGCACCUUGCCAGUCAGCCUUUCAACUGAAUCAAAUUAAAUCAAGCGUCGACACAGUCCUUAGUACCAAAACCAAAACUUCAAGAAAAAUUAGUGCUAAUAAUCAAUGCCGAAACGACACAUUGUUGGACAACUGCCCUCUUUGUUCCAAUUGUUACAACACUUCAAACUUCGGCACACCAUGGCUGUGAUUUUACUCUGCGUCUUUGAAACUUUUCAUGUUUCAGUUGUUUUCCAUUUCAAAUGAAUUCGCUGGUUAAAUUAAUCAGAUUUGAAAGUGACAGAUUGAAUUGAUUGCCCUACAUUCGAACAGGUGAAAUCGUCCUGGUCAAGUAUAUUUGUAUAAAAGUCAGCUGUAUCAUCAUGAGCUCGAUUUGGUGACGAGAAAAUUGGAUAACAUGCUCAAAGCCAAAUUAUAGGCCCUAAGUCUUUCUUCAUGGAUUCAACAGCUAUACAAUCAUGAUUCUCCCGAGUACUUCGAACCCAUCCUAUGAUAUGGGUGUCGAAUAUGAUGAGGUGUUGACUACCAACGCGACAGGAAACGUAACAAAUGAUGAAGUGGAUCUGUUCCCCACUCCUCGAUACGUUGGACGCUUCUUGCAAACGGCCAGCAUGACCUUCAUCUUCGUGGCCGCGUUGCUUGGCAACAUUUUGGUCAUUCUCCUGUGUAUAAAGAAACCAAAAGAGUUACGGGUGUCCCGACGCCUCAUUCUCCACCUAGCCAUCUUGAACCUCUGCAUGACUGUCCUGGUACUUCCGUCGGUCAUUGUUUCAGCCGCAGCACAGGACUGGGUGCUGUCCAACGCUUGGUGUAUGGCUACAGGCUUCUUCAAGAACCUCUUCUGCGUUGCCAUUAUCCUCAACCUCGUUCUCAUCAGCGGCGACCGUUAUUUCUCCGUAGUCAAACCGCUUCAUUACCAUUCAAGUGUCACCGUCAAGCACCACGGGAUAAUCCUGGGUGUCAUCUGGUUUUUGAGCACCUUAGUGGCGCUGCCACCUUUGAUCGGUUGGAAUAAAAUCUCGUAUCACCCUAGUCGUUACAUUUGCACCGGCAAUUGGUCAGAGGAUGAUGCGAGUUACACGCUUUUUAUUUUCCUCCUCGGGUUCGUGACCCCGUUUCUUCUCAUGGUGUUCGUGUACUGGACGAUCUAUCGCGCGGCUCGUCGCCUCAUGAAGCGAAAACAAGGGCGGCGCUUAAGCCAGGAUGUCACCGAUUCAGGGUCAGUCUCGGGUGGAGGAUCCGUCCGCGUAAGCUCGAGCGCGCGUCACUCGUCGGAGCAGAGUGGGGACAGUCGCGGCUCUUCGCGUCGCAUCAGCGGCAUAUUCGGACGUCGCAGCAGUAAGCGAAGCAACCGGAUCAACGUCACUGACGAAUGGAAAAUCGCCAAGACGGGGGUUAUUGUGAUGGCGUCUUUCGUGAUCUGUUGGCUCCCAUACUAUAUCGUUCUCAUGGUUGAUGCUGUAUAUGGCUUUGGCACAACCGUUCCCCUCUCGAUGCCUUAUGCUUGGUUUCAAUGCUUCGCCAUAUGGAUGGCACUCAGCAGUAGCGCUGUCAAUCCCUACGUAUACGUCCUUCGUAGCCCACCUAUGCGGAAACAAGCUAGCAAGGCCGCCCAUAAUGUCCUCUCCCGUUGUAGACAAUGCUGCGAAGAAGACUCGCGGGAUAUGCGCCGCCGUCAAUCCGGGAAAACCGGACGCUAUUCGUUUUUGAGAAUGAGUAGCAGGUUCAGCAGUCGCAAGAAGCCCACAAAGAAGCAAGCAGCAAAGGACAAACACCCUGAGGCAAGGAAUAGGGGUGAACCUGAGGUGGAGCAUAUGAUGCAGGCUAAUCUAGAUCCAAACAAGAAGCCUGAGGCAGUGGACCAGAUAGAUGGUGUGCCACCGAACGCCGAAAUUGAACUUGUGUCUCACAGAAAGUUAGAUGUGUAGGAGCUGUUAUCUCGAUAGAUAAAUUCGUUGUUUCAUGAUGUUCAAGCUUGCCUUGUCCACAUGCCAUGGGCAUAGUAUUUCUUAUUUCUCAUUUACAGCGGGAAUGUUUUGUGUGAUGUUUAAAUUGUAUAAGUAUCUGGGGUGCAUUUCAUGAAGCGUAUUGUCAUAAUAAUGAAUCUGCUCUCAGCCAAUCACAGUCAAGGAUUUCAGUGGCUUGUAACAUCUUUAAGAGAAAAUGGCUGACGAAUCUCUUCAUGCAACGCUCCCCCACCCCACAAAUUGUGCGUAUUUCAAUUUAUAUGUCGUUAUCAUUUUUUAAACUGUGUAUCAAAAGUGUAUUCAUACGAUAGUAUCGGUUUGUUUAUCAUGAUUGAUGAUCAUGACACUGAAAAUGUAAUGAGCCUCUUAAUAAAUUUGUUACCCUUUUGAAGGUG
Molecule: messenger RNA, 3256 nt
Organism: Lytechinus variegatus (green sea urchin)
Lineage: Eukaryota; Metazoa; Echinodermata; Echinoidea; Temnopleuroida; Toxopneustidae
Product: octopamine receptor-like
Exons: 2
Coding region: 1353-2822 (489 amino acids)
Biological process (GO): G protein-coupled receptor signaling pathway
Cellular component (GO): membrane
Molecular function (GO): G protein-coupled receptor activity
Source: RefSeq, a predicted model, not a curated record